Molecule: messenger RNA, 1948 nt
Organism: Marasmius oreades (fairy-ring Marasmius)
Lineage: Eukaryota; Fungi; Basidiomycota; Agaricomycetes; Agaricales; Marasmiaceae
Exons: 3
Coding region: 192-1796 (534 amino acids)
Biological process (GO): anaphase-promoting complex-dependent catabolic process; positive regulation of ubiquitin protein ligase activity; positive regulation of anaphase-promoting complex-dependent catabolic process
Cellular component (GO): anaphase-promoting complex
Molecular function (GO): anaphase-promoting complex binding; protein binding; ubiquitin ligase activator activity
Source: RefSeq, a predicted model, not a curated record
CUUAACGUUUCUUGUUCCCGGACAUCGACCUUGCUCUCUUGGCAGAGGUUGAAAAACCCGCCUACCUGGCCUUCUCAUCCAUUUCUUAACCUCGACAGUUCUCUUCCGGAUCAUUCAACACUUUCCCCUAUUCUCCUCGCGACGCUUACUCAACCCUAACACUCGAUCCUGCAAUCGAAACGCCCAUACUGAUGACUGAACCUGGUCCGUCCAGUAGUAACCGACUCAAACGACAGCACUCUAUUGAGGAUCACGAUUCUUUUAACUAUGGAAGCAAGAAACCCAAGCAGGAAGUUUCGUUGUACACCGAGUAUGAAACGCUGGAACUCGGGUUACUCUCCCCUCGCAGCCCCGGCGCGCAGAGUCUUGCUUCUCCACGCAGUGUAGCAGAAACACCGGAAGUCCAAGCUCGACGCGACGCUCACUUGCGGAUCGCUAUUCAACACCAAGCUGAACUCCAAAAUCAAAUUCAGAGUCCAAAGUUUCCUGCAACUGUGUGGCGUGAUGGUAUGAUCAUCGGAUUUAGUGCUGAAACCGAUAGGCAGAUUCCAAGUGUUCUCAAAGCAAAGUAUCCUCCACUAGCUCCGUCCCUGACCAGGAGCGUGUCAAGUUCUUCCCUUGCUUCAUCUUUCAUGUUACCCCCCGAGCCUCCCAGAUUUGCUCCUAAUUCAUCCCACGAACAUCUCGGUGUUACCAAGACGAGUAUAGAUUUCUCUCUGCCACCCCCUCCUGCUGUCGACAAUGCCACCACCUCCCAAUACGAAUACCUCCCUAUGACUUGCUCUGUCAACAAUAUUUUUUUCUUUACCCGUGGUAAUCGCCUUCAUUACAAGAACCUCCAUACUACCGAGGACAUCGUCCAGUUGUUCAAACUCAAGGACAAGUACGGCGAUAUCCAAGUCGUUCAAUGUGGUGGGUUCGAGCAGAGCAAUACGCUUGCGGUCUCCACCAGCAAGGGGUACAUCCACAUCUGGGACGUCGCAUCCAAGAGGGCCACAAUGAGCUGGCACACGAGAGAUGUUGGGGCGAUGCAAUGGAAUGGACCAGUUCUCACAGUGGGUGAGGUAAAGGGAACUAUCCGUUUCUUCGACAUUAGAAUCAGUCCAGCGACGAAGUUGAAGGGAGAGGCUAGGAAAUUAAUCAGACAUCAGACUCGUAUCACCCAUCUCGCGUGGAACGAGAACAAGAAGUAUUUAGCCACGGGCGACGAUUCCGGUACCGUUUAUUGUUGGGACGAUCGUCAGAAAAGUCCGCUUGAUGUUGGAGAGUUUGUUCAGCGUCGAAAGAAAAUUCAACAUGACGCUGCUGUCACGGCAUUGUCGUGGUGCCCGUGGCAACGCAAGUAUCUAGGCACCGGGGAUGCCAAAGGGACGAUUCGUCUCUGGAGUAUCGAUCCCGAAGAAAGCCGCCCUAACGUGGUCGGUCCCAAUCACACCAUCCGCACUGGCUCCCGAGUCAGCGGAUUACAUUUCUCUUCCCUCUGCAAGGAGAUGAUCAGCGUUCACGGGAAAGAGGCAGAAACUCUUCCUUGGGAUAAUAAUCCUCUCAUCCAUCGUUUCCCGACACAGACCGCUAAUUCUGUUGUCGCGCACACCUUCCCUAACUCUCGUCAUGUGAAAACUUUGUCUGUUUCCGACAAACCUUUGGCUGGAAGCGUCAUGGUCGGUAAUGGGAUGAAGGUUAUCGUUGCUGUCCCGGAAGAGGGCAAGUUGAAGCUUUGCGAUGUAUGGGGAAAACCACCUCCAAUCAAGAGACAGCCCAGCCUUGUGGAUAAAGCAAUGAGCAGUAUUCGCUAACCGUCAUUCCCGUGCUAUCUCUUCUAGCUGGUAGAAGUUAGUGUGGUGGGUAUCAUUGUGUGUCUUUGGUACCAGUAGUAGUAUCGCUCAGUACUAAGUGGUCAUGACAAGAGUAGACAGUUGGGCAGUGACUCUGAAUAAAUCAUGAUAAC